Molecule: messenger RNA, 1230 nt
Organism: Coffea eugenioides
Lineage: Eukaryota; Viridiplantae; Streptophyta; Magnoliopsida; Gentianales; Rubiaceae
Exons: 1
Coding region: 1-1230 (409 amino acids)
Source: RefSeq, a predicted model, not a curated record
AUGAAUGAGGUAGAAACAUCCUCCAUCCAGCAGCAAAUUUUUGAUUUGACAUCCUUCGUGCGACAAUUAGUUGUAGGAAGUGCCUCACAAGCCAAAGUGUGUGGGGUAUGUGCUGCCGUGGGUCAUUUUACGGAGGUGUGUCCACUGGUUCAGGAAGAAACUGCAGAGCAGGUGAGCAUGGCUGGCCACGUGCCCUCGCCAAGACAGCCAUACGACCCAUACUCGAGUACAUACAAUCCGGGUUGGAGAGAUCAUCCUAACCUCAGCUAUGGAGGAUAUAAGCAGUCGAAUUUUGCACCAAACAGGCAGCAAGGGUACCCACAACAGUACCAAUCUCGUCCUCCACUAUCCCCUUCAAACUCAAGCCCGUCUAUAGAAAAGAUGAUGAACCAAUUAAUUGCUAAUCAACAAAAGACAGAUUCUGACCUACAAAGUAUGAGAAAUCAACUGGACCAGAUACCAGUAAUGCAAAAUCAGCUAAGUCAGAUGGCAGUGGCAAUCAAUCGCCUUGAAUCCCAAGUUUUUGGAAAAUUGCCUUCUCAACCUGAAUUGGACCUGAAGAAUGUAAGUGCAAUGACUUUAAGGAGCGGGAAGGAAAUUCAGGGGCCUGAACUCAUGAUUCCAAAGGACAAGGAUGAGAAAAAGGUCGAAAACAAGCUUGAGAAGAAGGAUAGCAGUGGCACAAAUCCAAAGGUACUUCCCGACCCAGUCAUUAUAGUUAAAACUAACCCGCUUCCCUUUUCUAGCAGAUUGAAAAAACCAAAAAAGCAGGACAAGAAGAAGGAGAUCUUGGAGGUGUUCCACAAGGUAGAGAUCAAUAUUCCCCUAUUAGACGCCAUCAAGCAAGUGCCGAAGUAUGCAAAAUUUUUGAGGGACAUAUGUGUCAAUCGAAGACGACUGAGGGGAGAUGAAAGGGUCAUCGUGGGGGAGAAUGUGUCAGCAGUUCUCCAAAGGAAGCUACCAUCAAAGUGUGGGAAUCUAGGUAGGUUUACUGUCCCAUGUAAGAUAGGUAAUACUUUGAUUAGAAAUACCCUGCUGGACUUAGGAGUAUUGAUCAACGUAAUGUCUAAAUCUAUGUAUGCUUCUCUGAACCUCGGUCCAUUAAAAGAAACCGAGAUAAUAAUUCAAUUAGCUGACCGAACAAAUGCAUACCCUGAUGGGUUGGUCGAGGAUAUGCUGGUUAAAAUUAAUGAAUUGAUAUUCCCGGCUACUUUUAUGUACUUGACAUAG